CUCGUUAGCUCUAUAAGCAGGGUAUCAUAUCCCCUCCGAACUGCAUCUUGAGAGUUUUUUUCUUCUUCUUUUGUUCCUUCUCCCCGUCAUGCAGGCUGGGCCAGCUCAAAUCUCGACCUAAUUAAUCUUAUCUACGGCCGUGGCUCUCUCGGGAAUCGCCACUACCACCUUGCUCGAGAGCAACAACUCAAGGCUUCUGCCAAACUCUCCAGCCCAAGCAGACUGACCUCAGCAUGGCCGCUUCCAUGCAGGACGAAGAGAAGGCCAUGAGAGCUUCGCUCUCUGCCCCCUCCUCUUCAGCAGAGACCAACAAAUUUUCAAAAUUCACUCUCAAGCUGCUCGAGAAGCGAGGUAUCGAGAGAGUGCCUGAGACGGAACGGCAUAGUUCCGUGACGACGGCCGACUAUCUCAAAAUGGGCGUUCUGUGGUUCUCGACCAGCAUCACGGCGAACAACGUCGCCGUCGGCAUGUACGGCCCGUUGGGAUACUCGCUGAGCUUUGUGGACUCGGCCCUCUGUGCCACAUUUGGGUCUUUCUUGGGGGCUGCGGGGGUGGCAUACAUGGCGACCUUUGGACCGCAAAGUGGCAAUCGGACGAUGGUCGUUGCGAGAUACUUCAUGGGCUAUUAUCCCAGCAAGAUCGCCUGUCUGUUGAACAUCAUCAUUAUGCUUGGGUAUGGAAUGAUCGACUGUUUGGUCGGUGGUCAGAUCUUGGCUGCGGUGGCCGAUGGGAAGAUGACUGUCGUCGUUGGCAUCAUCAUUGUCGCCAUCAUCACCUGGUUGGUCGUCGUAUUCGGUAUGAAGCCGUUCCACGCCUACGAACGAUGGGCCUGGGCGCCACAACUGGUCGCCAUGUUCGUGCUGGUCGGCUGCGCCGGCCCCAAAUUCGACACCUCGCUCGUGUCGAGCGGCAACACGGCGACCCUGAGCGCGGACCGGCUGACCUUCUUCUCGCUGUGCCUCUCGAGCUCGGUCGCGUGGGCGCCCGCGGGCGCCGACUUCUUCGUCUACUUCCCCCCGACGACCUCCAAGUGGAAGACCUUCGUGUCCGUCCUCUUCGGCCUGGGCCUGUCCCUGACCUUCGCGAACCUGAUGGGCGUGGGCCUCGCCUCGGGCACCCUCACAAACCCGGCGUGGGCGGAGGCCUACGACACGUCCUCGGGGGCGCUGAUCCUAGCCGGCUACGACGGGCUAGGCGGGUUCGGCAAGUUCCUGGGGGUGAUCAUCGCGCUGGGGCUGAUCUCCAACAACAUCCCCGGGACGUACUCGGCGACGCUGGGCUUCCAGAUCAUGGGGCGGCACCUGGCGCGGCUGCCGCGCUGGUCGCUCGCCUGCGUCAGCACGAUCAUCUACACCGCGUGCGCCCUCGGCGGCCGCGACCACCUCUACGACAUCUUCGAGAACUUCCUCGCCCUCAUGGGCUACUGGGUCACCAUCUACCUGACCAUCGCGCUCGAAGAGCACCUGCUCUUCCGCCGUGUCCGCGGCGGCUUCGACUGGGACGCCUGGGCCGACCGCGCCAAGCUGCCCCUCGGCCUCGCCGCCCUGGCCGCCUUCCUCAUCGGCUGGGCCGGCGCCAUCGUCUGCAUGGACCAGGUCUGGUAUGUCGGCCCCAUCGCCGCGAUGGUGGGCUCCGACGGCGCCGAUCUGGGUAUCUGGGUCGGUUGCGCGUGGGCUAUGCUCGUCUACCCGCCGCUGCGGUACCUGGAGUUGAAGAAGUUUGGCCGGUGAGGUCUGCUUCCUCUGAGGCGGUCGUAUCGAGCUAGUAAACCAAAGGUUCUGUGAUAUGGUUUUCUUCUUUGUUAGGUGUUGUUGACCUGAAGUGGAGGGUGGGAUGAAGGUCCCCUGUUGGACCCUGCGGCCUGUGAAGCGAAGCGAAGGCGCUGGGGAGCAUUAGACCUGACGGUUACAUGACCCAGACAGGGCUGGGCCCCUG
Molecule: messenger RNA, 1935 nt
Organism: Aspergillus japonicus CBS 114.51
Lineage: Eukaryota; Fungi; Ascomycota; Eurotiomycetes; Eurotiales; Aspergillaceae
Product: purine-cytosine permease family protein
Exons: 4
Coding region: 234-1730 (498 amino acids)
Biological process (GO): transmembrane transport
Cellular component (GO): fungal-type vacuole membrane; plasma membrane
Molecular function (GO): transmembrane transporter activity
Source: RefSeq, a predicted model, not a curated record